ACAAGCACAGUUCUAAUCCUGAUUCUGCCUAGCAUACAUGACAGCAGAAAGAAAGAGAGUUUAGCUAGUCUUUCUCAGCUGCUCACCACCAGUCUGCAGACAUGAAUUACAUCAAGUAGGCUCUGCUGGGCAGCGAGGGAGCAGGGAAAUCAGUGUUUUUUCCGGCGUCCUGGAACGCACCCUGUCCGGUUGCCGGGCAAUGUAGCCAGUUGGGUGUUCUGAUUACCCGCACCUGUAUCCCAUCAGCUAUCUGCUCACCUGGUCCUGAUCAUCAUCUCUCCUCUUCAUAAGCCCGGACCUGACAUCCAUUCCCUGCCGGAUCGUUAGCCAUGAACAUUACUCACCCGGAUCAUUUACCCCAUUCCCGCCUGGUCGUCGGAGGAUUCCGCUACCCCAUUGGAUCCACCUAUUUACUCCCAUCAACUCACCACCGCUGCCCGCUACGCCACCUGGAUAUCUCUACCCAUUCACAUUCACUUGUAAAUAAAUACUCACCUUCUUCCUACUCUCCUUGUCCUGGUCUGCUUCUGGGUUAGAUUUUGAAAGAACGUGACAGAACGAUCCGGCCAAGGAUGAACCCAGCGGACCUGGACUCUGUUUGCCAUGCCAUUACCCAGCAGGGGAAGACAUUGGGACAACACAAGAUGGCGCUACAGGAGAUGGCGGGUUCAAUCCAGAACUUAUCUGCUAGCUUGACACAAAUCCAGGAUCAGCUCAGUUUGCCGGUGAUUCAUUCACCACCUGUUUCACCCAUCUCACCUGCCGUGUCUGGUGCGGUUUCCUUCCGUGAACCCAAGGUACCGACGCCUGAUAAAUAUGAAGGGGAUUUGGGAAGAUGCCGUUCGUUUCUUAUGCAGUGUGGGUUAGUGUUUGAUCUGCAGCCCCAUUCUUACGCCACUGACAAGGCUAGGAUAGCCUUUGUUAUUGAACUGCUGCGUGGAAGAGCUCUGGAAUGGGCUUCAGCCGUUUGGGAACGACAGGAGACCUGUAUGGCUUCAUACCAGGAGUUCACAGGAGAGAUGAGAGCUUUUUGACCAUCCAGUCCGAGGUAAGGACGCAGCUAAACGUUUGUUCACUCUUCGCCAAGGAGCUCGCAGUGUGGCAGACUUUAUGAUCGAGUUCAGGACAUUGUCUGUGGAGAGUGGUUGGAAUGAGGAGUCACUACAAGCGGCUUUUUACCAGGGGUUGUCGGAGCAACUCGAGGACGAGCUGAUAUCCUAUCCAGAGCCUAGUGACCUCGACAGCUUGGUCACUUUAUCUAUUCGGGUCGAUAAUAGAGUCCGAGAGAGAGGAGGGAGAAGCAGUGGGGCCCAUCCAAUCAAUCAGCAACUCUGUUACCAUUCGGUUCAGGAAGUGAACCAGAACGUAUUGAUCGUUAUUCCCCACACGGGAUUAGUGGAGGGGUCUUGCCACCAGAUCCUGAACCAAUGCAAGUGGGGCGACACGGGCUAACUAAGGAGGAGCGCCAACGUAGACGUGAGACCAACAGCUGUCUCUACUGUGGUAGCUCGGGACAUUACAUCUCCGCUUGUCCACAGCGCCCGUUAAACUGCCCGGCUCGCUAGUUUUGGGAGGAAUUUUAGCGUGCCAGUUUCAACCUCUCAAAGAUCCUGUCAGACUCCGUUUUCCUGCGACCCUUAUGAAUAAGGAUCAGAGCUUAGAGAUGAACGCUUUUAUCGAUUCAGGUGCCGAUGGCAGCUUUAUUGAUGCCGACUUGGUGGAACAGCUGGGGCUUUCCAAGGAGCAAUUGCCGGAAGCCAUUGAAGCAACCACUCUGAACGGCAGUAGUCUGGCACGGAUCACUAUGAGGACUGAACCGGUUAAGAUGUUGUUGUCAGGGAAUCAUUCAGUUUCGCUCCUUCUUCAUUCUGUCCUCGCCCCAUGUUCCUCUGGUUCUUGGUUACCCCUGGCUGAAGGAACACAAUCCCUCGUUUGAUUGGGUGACGGGUAAGGUAACGAGUUGGAGCAUUGAUUGUCAUGCUAACUGCCUUAGGACUGCCUGUUCUCCUGCCGUUUCCAGUCAGGUCAGUGACUCUGCUCCUCCUGAUUUGUCCCUGGUUCCAGAAACAUAUCACGAGUUGGGUGAAGUAUUCAGUAAACAGAAGGCUCUGUCCCUUCCUCCCCACCGACCUUAUGACUGUGCGAUUAAUCUGUUUCCUGGAGCUGCCUUUCCCAAGGGACGGUUAUACAGUAUCUCUCGACCUGAACGUGAGGCCUUGGAGACCUACAUCAAGGAGUCUCUAGCUGCAGGUCUCAUUCGGCCCUCGUCAUCACCUCUGGGAGCAGGAUUUUUCGACCGUGUAUUGAUUAUCGGGGUUUGAAUGAUAUUAUGGUCAAGAACAAGUAUCCCCUGCCCUUGAUGAGCUCGGCUUUCGAUUCUUUACAGGGUGCUACGGUUUUUACGAAGCUUGAUUUACGUAAUGCUUAUCAUUUGGUUCGGAUCAAAGAGGGGGACGAGUGGUUGACUGGGUUCAAUACUCCGAUGGGACAUUUCGAGUACCAGGUGAUGCUGUUUGGACUGACCAACGCUCCUGCUGUGUUCCAAAGUAUGGUGAAUGACGUUCUGAGAGAUAUGAUUGGUAUUUUUGUGUUCGUUUGCCUGGAUGAUAUCCUCAUCUUCUCGAAGGAGCUUUUAGCCACGUUCAGCAUGUCAAGCAGGUCCUGCAGCGGUUAUUGGAGAACCGUCUUUUCGUGAAGGCUGAGAAGUGUGAAUUUCACGCCCACACGACGUCCAUCCUCGGGUUACAUCAUCUCCAGGGGAGAGAUCAAGAUGGACCAAGAGAAGGUUCGGGCGGUUCGGGAUUGGGUCCAGCCCGGUACGAGAUUGCAGCUCCAGAGAUUCCUGGGGUUUGCAAAUUUUUAUCGGAGGUUUAUCCGUGAUUACAGCCGGGUGGCCGCCCCUUUAACUGUACUGACGUCUUGCACCAGAAAGUUCUGUUGGUCUCCUGAGGCAGACCGAGCAUUUCUAGAUUUGAAGAGCCGAUUUCUCUCUCAACCUGACACUUCCCGUCAGUUCGUUGUGGAGGUGGAUGUGUCUGAUGUGGGGGUGGGCGCCAUCCUGUCCCAGCGUAGCUCCACUGACUGUAAACUCCAUCCCUGCUCCUUCUACUCUUGUCGUCUUUCUCCAGCUGAAAGAAACUACGAUGUGGGUAACCGGGAGCUUCUCGCUGUGAAGCUUGCCUUGGAGGAGUGGCAUCACUGGUUGGAGGGAGCGGAGCAACCGUUUGUGGUCUGGACUGACCACAAGAAUCUGGCUUACGUGCAAUCGGCUAAACGUCUCAACUCCAGUCAGGCCCGGUGGGCUUUGUUUUUUGGACGCUUCAAUUUUUCCCUGACGUUCAGACCUGGGUCGAAGAACGGGAAGGCGGAUGCCCUGUCCCGGAUGUUCUCCAAGACUGAGGAGAGUGGGGCCAAGACUGAGACGAUUCUUCUGUUGGUAACACGGUUAUUCUGACCAUUGUGGAUAGAUUCAGCAAGUUUGCCCACUUUGUUCCCCUCUCCAAGCUGCCUUCUGCCACUGAGACGUCCGAGAUCCUGGUUAGGGAGGUGUUCAGGGUCCACGGGUUGCCCUGUGACAUUGUUUCUGGCCGUGGUCCUCAGUUUACCUCUGCUGUCUAGAAAUCCUUCUGUUUGGCCAUUGGAGCUACAGUCAGUCUCACAUCUGGAUUUCACCCCCAAUCUAAUGGUCAGGCGGAGAGAGCCAACCAGAAGAUGGAGUCCACGCUGCGCUGUCUUGUUUCCUCUGAUCCCAUCUCUUGGUCCUCUCAAUUACCCUGGGUCGAGUAUGCUCAUAAUACUCUCCCUUCAUCUGCCACUGGGAUGUCUCCCUUCCAGUGCCUGUAUGGUUACCAACCUCCCUUGUUUCCUUCUCAGGAGCGGGAUCUCUCGGUUCCUUCUGUCCAGACCCACAUUCGUCGUUGCCACUGCACCUGGCAUCGGGCCAGGAAGGCCCUCAAGGUUUCUGACCGGUAUCAGAUCCAGGCGAAUCGUCGCCGUAUUCCUGCCCCCGCUUAUACCGUCGGAGAUAGGGUUUGGUUGGCUACACGGGAUCUUCCUCUACGGACUGAGUCGAGGAAACUGUCACCGAAGUUCAUUGGUCCGUUUGUCGUGAAGAUCAUUAAUCCUGUUGUGGUCCGACUCAAGUUGCCUGCUACACUAAGAGUACAUCCCACCUUUCAUGUCACCUGCCUCAAGCCGGUUCUCCUCAGUCCUCUGUUGCCUCCUCCUCGGAUGAUCGGAGGUGGUCCUGUCUACACGGUGCGCCGCAUCAUGGACUCCAGACGGCGGGGUCGAGGGUCCAGUAUUUAGUGGAUUGGGAAGGAUAUGGUCCUGAGGAGUUGGAUUCCUCGGCUCCACCCUGGCGCCCCGGGUAGUCCGCCCGGUGGCGUUCGUCGGAGGGGGGGUACUGUCACGAAUCCCGUUUCCUGAGUCUGUUUUUUGCCUGUUCUGUCCUGGAGUUUUUUAUUUAUUUAUUUUUUCCCCGGCGUCCUGGAACGCACCCUGUCUGGUUGCCAGGCAAUGUAGCCAGUUGGGAGUUCUGAUUACCCGCACCUGUAGCCCAUCAGCUAUCUGCUCACCUGGUCCUGAUCAUCAUCUCUCCUCUUCAUAAGCCCGGACCUGACAUCCAUUCCCUGCCGGAUCGUUAGCCAUGAACAUUACUCACCCGGGUCAUUUACCCCAUUCCCGCCUGGUCGUCGGAGGAUUCCGCUACCCCAUUGGAUCCACCUAUUUACUCCCAUCAACUCACCACCGCUGCCCGCUACGCCACCUGGAUAUAUCUACCCAUUCACUUCUGUUCUGGUAAGGUUCCUGACUAAACGUUUCAUUGGAGAGUAUGCCUCCAACGCCAAGUGGAGAGAGCAGAUGUAUCCUGGAAGAGCCGGUGGAGUGGGCCGAUGGAUUUAUCGUGGUGUACAACAUCAGCUACCGAAUGUCCUUCCUCAAAGCCCAAAAUAUCCUAUGUCAGAUCAAAGAAGCCCACGGAGAGAGCUGCAAGGGAGAGAUGGACAAGAUGGACAUCCCAAUCUGCCUGGUGGGGAACAAGCAGGACCUGUGCCACGCCCGUCAAGUGUUUGAGGAGGAGGGCCGUGCCUUGGCUCAGGAGCACAGAUGCCACUUCCAGGAGGUGUCUGCAGCAGAGGACUACCGGGAGAUAUCCAACCUCUUCACCAAGCUCAUCCGCCACGUCAUGGAUCACCUGAAGUACCGGGCCGACCUCCACCGCUACAGUGGCUCUAAGUCCAUGGCCAAGCUCAUCAACAAUGUCUUCGGCAAGAGGAGGAAAUCUGUCUGAAGGUGGGGUGCUCAUGUGGAUGUUGAUGGGAUGUUUGAUUGGGAUGACAUGUGUUUAUAUAUUGUGGAUGCCUGGGUUGUUGAUUCUGAUGAACACUUAUUGUGAUAGGGACAGGGACAGCUCUGUAAAUUUGAAUGACAUACGUCAUAGUCCAGACUUUAGUGGUGGAAAAAGUACUCAAAUGUCAUACUUGAGUAGAAGUGAAGAUGUCUUAAUAGAAAGUAAAAGUGAAAGUCACCCAGUAAAAUACGACUUGAGUAAAAGUCUAAAAGUAUUUGGUUUUAAACAUACUUAAGUAUCAAAAGUAAAAGUAUUAAUAAUUAAAAAUGCCUUGUAUUAUGCAAACCAGAUGGCACAAUUGGUAUACUUUUUUAUUUAUUUACAGAUAGCCAGAGGCACACUCCAACAGUCAGACAUUAAUUUACAAAUUAAGCAUUUGUGUUUAGUUGGUCCGCCAGAUCAGAGGCAGUAGAGAUGACAAGGAUGUACUCUUGAUAAGUGUGUGAAUUGGACCAUUUUCCUGUCAAAAUGUGACAAGUACUUUUGGGUAUCAGAGAAAAUGUAUGAAGUAAAAAGUACAUUAUUUUCUUUAGGAAUGUAGUAAAUGUAAAGGAAAAAGUAGUCAACAAUAUAAAUAGUGAUGUGCAGAUACCCACAAAAACGACUUAAGUAAAAAUACUUUAAAGUAUUACUUAAGUACUUUACACCAUUGAGACUUUUAUCUGUAGCCCCUGUUUACUGUUGAUUGUGUAACAUCUACGUAUUUAGCAAUGACUGACCCUAUUUAGUGUCAUGUUUGUCAUGUAAUCAAAUCAUUGUUCUCUUUUUUUCCAAGAAGUCACUUUGCCAUUCGGAUCUUCUUAUGUUUUUAUUUUUCCCUCUUGAUAUUCUAAAUCCCAUGUUGCCAGUAGAGUAUCCUUCAACGCUUAAGUUCAUUUCCUAAUUCCAAACUAUUUAAAGGAAAAUUACUCUCCAAAAGUAGUUUUAUGGAUCAAAGAGCACAACAUAUUUGAGUUUACAUCAAGGAAUAUGCAUCAAUGUCUAGCUCUCAGAGGGGACAGUAAUAAGGUGAGAAUUAUGGGUAAAUUGGCUCACUAACAACAUCUUAUGGCAUAUGACUUCACAUAAAUCCUAUUGAAUUUCUGCUGUGGCAGUAUUACAUGGGCUGUUUCUAAUUUUAAGCUGUAACAAUGGGUAAAAUUGCUUUUCCGUGGACAGGAACGCAAGCGGCUAGUAUAUUCAUUCCCUACAUAGUAGUAAAGGAAUGUGCAGCUAUUUGUUUUGCAUGUACAUAUUCUGUUUUCAUGUAUUCAAUGUGUUUGCUGAUGUAUUACAACUUUGGAUAGUACAAGCAAAUGUCUGAUUGUGUUUUGCAUAAAAACAAACGUUCCCUCUCA
Messenger RNA from Oncorhynchus keta (chum salmon), 6690 nucleotides. RefSeq names its product ras-related and estrogen-regulated growth inhibitor-like protein. NCBI's taxonomy places the organism in Eukaryota, Metazoa, Chordata, Actinopteri, Salmoniformes, Salmonidae. The transcript is spliced from 7 exons. Gene Ontology annotation, molecular function: GTPase activity; GTP binding. The record is from RefSeq and is a predicted model, not a curated record. Bases 4835 to 5293 code for a protein of 152 amino acids.